This is a messenger RNA of Electrophorus electricus (electric eel), 990 nucleotides long. It is a transcript of the gene samd10b, whose product is annotated as sterile alpha motif domain containing 10b. NCBI's taxonomy places the organism in Eukaryota, Metazoa, Chordata, Actinopteri, Gymnotiformes, Gymnotidae. The record is from RefSeq and is a predicted model, not a curated record. Gene Ontology annotation, cellular component: cytoplasmic side of plasma membrane. Gene Ontology annotation, biological process: cell surface receptor protein tyrosine kinase signaling pathway. Gene Ontology annotation, molecular function: protein binding.
CCUAUCGUCCUUAGUAAGCGUUAAAAAGGGGCAUGACUGUAGAGACGUCGGCAUAUCAGUCUAGUAACGUUGUGUAGAUAGCAAAUAACUUCGCUCGCAGACGUUGCGUUAAGAGCCCACGGGAGUCUGUCGCACGGAGUCUGUCUGUCUGUCUGUCUCUCUCUCUCUCUAUCGCCGUGAGACGCAGAUAAGCAUGGAAGACAAUUAUUAGAGCAAUCACGGAGAGAUACGCGUUAAUACCAACUAUGGCUGUAGACGCUGCGUCCAGUUUCAGUUUCUGCCGUGCUGCGCUGGACCACACAGUCUCAGCAGAGGAGCUGAACUACCAGCUGCCUCGAAAGUCCGGGGAAACCUGACCUGGCAUGACAAGCCACAGCCAGAGAGCAGCAGGCAGGACAGUUAAACUGCUACAACAGCCCGGCACCGAGGGAAUACCGAUCCAGCCAGGUGAGGCCUUUGCUGUGUACCACACCAGCCCCACACUGUCCAGCCUUUCAAAGCCUGUGGUUCUGUGGACGCAGCAGGAUGUCUGCAAGUGGCUGAAGAAACAUUGUCCUCAUAACUACCUGACUUACGUGGAGGCUUUUUCUCAUCAUGCCAUCACAGGACGUGCCCUGCUGCGGCUGAACGCAGAGAAGCUGGAGCGCAUGGGCAUCUUGCAGGACACACUCAGGCAGGAGGUGUUGCAGCAGGUUCUCCAGCUGCAGGUGCGGGAGGAGGUGCGCUACUUACAGCUGCUCAGCCAAGCUUCCUUUGGCAACCUUUCUUAGCUCAUGCGUCCAUUUGGCAGCUCCCCUCCUCUCUGCCCAGUGCAAUGGAUCCCUGAUACUGACAGGAGGCCCUGCUCCAAACUGACACUGACAGAGGAGGGGACAAAGAGGAGGCGCGAACGGGAGACCGAGGGAGGGGGAAAAAAAGGGAGAACGAGACCGAGCGCAGGCCGACGUCGCGGAAGGCCGGUCGCUGGCCGCGUCCCUCUUCAGCGCCAAG